CGCCAUUCUUUUUUUUCCCACAUUUCCAUACCAAUACACACAUAUACAAACACCAGACACAAGAAAGAGACACAUACCAUGCCGCACAAAAUCAUCCUCGACACCGACCCAGGCGUAGACGACGUCCUCGCCAUCCUCCUCGCGCUCUCUUCUCCCGAAGUCGACCUGGCCCUCAUCUCCAUCGUCUUUGGCAACACCCACGCGCCCGUUGCGCAUAGUAACUUGUUAAAGAUAUAUCAUCUCCUGGCGCAAGAGGUGGCGCAGACUGCGGGCGCGGAGGGGAGGUAUGGGAGGUUGAAGGGGCAGGUGAAGACGGUGUUGGCGAUGGGGGAGGAUGGGCCGAUUGGCGGGGAGAAGGCGGUGGCUGCGUACUUUCAUGGCCCAGAUGGAUUGUCAAACAUUAGCGAGACGCACCCUCAUUUCACUCCUCCCGAGAUUCAGCCAGGGGACAUGCAUGCACAUCUCGACACAUCGCCUAAACCUUCUUACGAGGUGAUACUUGAUAUCCUCAGGGCGGAGCCUGACGACAGCGUGACCAUCGUCGCUCUCGGUCCAUUGACGAACAUUGCACACUCUCUGCGUGCCGAUCCAGAGACAUUCACCAAAGUCUCCCGCGUUGUAUGGAUGGGCGGUGCGAUCGAUCACCCGGGUAACACUUCCCCCGUCGCUGAAUUCAACUGUUUUGCCGACCCUUACGCCGCGUCUUCCGUCAUCUCUGCCGCCAAGGAGGGUAAGAUUGAACUCGUCAUGGCUCCUCUCGACAUCACCACCCCGCACGCCAUCCCUUUUUCUGAUCUGAUCCAUCCUUCCGUCGUCCCCAUCCCCGAGCCAUCCACCGGUGCUGUCCGAAAAGCCCCAGAAACGCCCACGCCGCUGGAAGCGUUCAUCUCUGCGAUGCUCGUCAGGGUCCGUGGUCUCCAAGCGAGUUUUGGGCUACCAGAUGCGAUGGAGAUGCAUGAUCCUGUAGCUGUGUGGUAUGCCAUUGCGCACGCUGGUGUUCCCCGCGGAGCCGGGCCGGUGGAAGGGUGGGCGCUGCAGGGACGGGAGUUUACGGUCGAGCGGACGGGCGAGUACACGAGAGGGAUGUGUGUGGUGGAUCGACGCGGGACGGGGGAGACAGGCGUGGAUAGGAGUAAGGAUGAGCGUAUUCUUUCACACGGGCUGGCGCAGGACACGGGAAAUACAUUGCCAGAGAAGGCGUUGAAGCCGCGGAUGUUGCCGCUUGUGAUCACGCGCACGCCGGGGGCAGAAGUACUGAGGAGCACGCUGCUUGGACGGGUGUUUGGAGAGCGGGAGUAAAUGCCGCGCUAUACGCCAUACACGCAUAACUAGAGGCCGAGACAAUAGACAGUUAUUAGAUGUAAUUAUAUCGAGAGCAAGUCUGGAAUCUCUGGAAUCGAAUCCCGGGGACCUUUAUUACUGUAUGACGCGUAUGGCUU
Cryptococcus deneoformans JEC21 is the source of this 1439-nucleotide messenger RNA. RefSeq names its product hydrolase, putative. Gene Ontology annotation, biological process: purine nucleoside catabolic process. Gene Ontology annotation, molecular function: purine nucleosidase activity. The record is from RefSeq and is a predicted model, not a curated record. Bases 79 to 1299 code for a protein of 406 amino acids. Lineage: Eukaryota; Fungi; Basidiomycota; Tremellomycetes; Tremellales; Cryptococcaceae. Gene Ontology annotation, cellular component: cytosol. The transcript has 3 exons.